Molecule: messenger RNA, 1306 nt
Organism: Corylus avellana
Lineage: Eukaryota; Viridiplantae; Streptophyta; Magnoliopsida; Fagales; Betulaceae
Product: Papain family cysteine protease
Biological process (GO): proteolysis
Molecular function (GO): cysteine-type peptidase activity
Source: RefSeq, a predicted model, not a curated record
UCCCCAAUAGCUAACCACUGUGUCUGAGCCAAUGGAUUGUCGAGCAUCUCUCUUCUCUCUCCUCUUCCUAUUCGUCGUCGUCUCGGCUGCGACGACUUCGUCGGAGUCGGAGUUGGAGUCGGACUCUUUGAUUCGACAGGUCGUCGGCGGGGCCGAUGGCAUGUUGGGCGCGGAGCACCGGCACUUCGAGCUGUUCAAGAGGAGGUACGGCAAGUCGUACGGGUCGCAGGAGGAGCACGAGCACAGGUUUAAGGUGUUCAGGAGGAACCUACGGCGAGCGCAGCGGCACCAAAAGAUGGACCCGUCGGCAACCCACGGCGUGACCCAGUUCUCGGACCUGACCCCGUCGGAGUUCAGGAAGUCAUUCCUGGGGCUCAGGAGCCGCCUCAGAUUGCCAUCGGAUGCCAACACGGCUCCGAUCUUGCCGACCGAAGAUCUUCCGGACGAUUUUGAUUGGAGAGAACAUGGAGCUGUUACCGCUGUCAAAAAUCAGGGUUCGUGCGGAUCAUGUUGGAGUUUUAGCACAACUGGGGCCCUGGAAGGUGCUAACUUCCUUGCCACUGGGAAGCUUGUUAGUCUUAGCGAGCAACAGCUUGUGGACUGUGAUCAUGAGUGUGAUCCUGAAGAGCCAGGCUCAUGCGACUCUGGGUGCAGUGGUGGGUUGAUGAAUAGUGCCUUUGAAUACACACUUAAAGCUGGUGGACUGAUGAGAGAGGAAGACUAUCCUUACACCGGUACUGAUCGUGCGACCUGCAAAUUUGAUAAAUCCAAGAUUGCAGCAUCAGUAUCCAACUUCAGUGUCGUCUCCCUUGACGAAGAUCAAAUCGCUGCUAAUCUUGUGAAAAAUGGUCCUCUUGCAGUGGCUAUCAAUGCGGUGUUCAUGCAGACAUAUGUCGGCGGAGUUUCAUGCCCAUACAUAUGCUCAAGGCGGCUGGAUCAUGGGGUGUUAUUGGUGGGCUAUGGCACAUCUGGCUAUGCUCCUGUCCGAAUGAAGGAGAAGCCAUAUUGGGUCAUCAAGAACUCGUGGGGUGAACACUGGGGAGAGAGUGGGUUCUACAAAAUCUGCAGGGGUCGCAAUAUCUGCGGAGUGGACUCAAUGGUCUCGACCGUUGCUGCUGUGCAAACCACCUCAGAGUAGGGCAUGAAUUCUAGUUAUAUUCAUCGCCCUAAAUGUCUGUAUAUAUAAGGGAUGACAUUCAUGUUGCAACUUGGGAGUUCUCAAAUUCCAAAAACAUUUGACAGAUAUGUCAUUGGGAUUAUUAAGACGACUCAAAUGUUAUAAUUUUAUGUUUUUGAAGUUCUCUGA